AUGGGCGGUAAAGGCAAGAGAAACCGAACGACAUUCUCCACCCGCCAGAUACAAGAACUGGACCGCGCCUUCAGAAAAACACACUACCCAGACAUCUUCAUGAGGGAGAGGCUGGCUUCCAAAAUCAAGCUACCAGAAUCAAGAAUCCAGGACAUAUCGGACAACGAACAGAUCACAGAAAAAGAUGAGAUGCUUCACACAAUCAUCGACAGGGUACUGGCACAGCAGCAGAAAACAACAGCGAAAAUCAACACAGAAACAAAGAUCAUUGAGGAAUGCAAUAACAAUAUUGCAAAUAUAAACUCUGGAAACAAAUCCACAGACUUUGUCCCUGCAAACACACAAAAGCAGACCAGUAAUACAGGCAUAGACACACCUGGAGAGCCAUUCUCCAGUAAUAUUACACUGAAACCCCAAAUACAAAAUGAUCCUACAUUGGCUACAUCUACAUACCUAAAUCUUCAAGAUUCCAUCUCUACAACUACACAAACAUCUGAUAAAACUCCAGAGACUACUCGUGCCCUUCCAUCAUCGCAAGAUAACGCCAACAAGCCACCACAGUGUCACAAAAGAACGACCACCCACUGUGGCCCAACUAAUAGGUGUACAGAAAAAGAGAAUGAUAAUCAACCCCGCCUUGCAAAUAACGCUAAUCAGUGUGACUCAGACAUAAUGAUCCAUUCAAUGACAUCCAUGCACCAUUCUAUCUAUGAUCUACUGUUAGUAAUCAAAGAAAGUAUGAACAAUAAAAAGCCACAACCAAAUCAGACAAGUUACAGUGUGCCACAUUCUGUCACAGAGGAAAUGUAA
Molecule: messenger RNA, 810 nt
Organism: Gigantopelta aegis
Lineage: Eukaryota; Metazoa; Mollusca; Gastropoda; Neomphalida; Peltospiridae
Product: paired box protein Pax-6-like
Exons: 2
Coding region: 1-810 (269 amino acids)
Biological process (GO): regulation of transcription by RNA polymerase II
Molecular function (GO): DNA-binding transcription factor activity, RNA polymerase II-specific; RNA polymerase II transcription regulatory region sequence-specific DNA binding
Source: RefSeq, a predicted model, not a curated record